AUGGGUAGCCUAAGCGCUGAGUACAAACUUUUGGAGGCGGAUGAGUAUAUCCUCAACCCUCCCGACCGGGCGUCCCUGUAUCCCUUGCAGCGCGUCGACAUUUGGAAUUUCUACAAAAAGGCUCAGGCUUCAUUUUGGACAGUUGAAGAGGUUGACUUGGGCACCGACUCUCGCGACUGGUUGGGUUUGACUGACGGCGAGCGGCACUUUAUAAAGCAUGUGUUGGCCUUCUUUGCGGCCAGUGACGGAAUUGUGCUGGAAAAUUUGGCGGCCAAAUUUCUAAAUGACGUGAAGCUUCUGGAGGCGCAGUUCUUUUAUGUAUUUCAGAUUACUGUGGAGAACAUACAUUCAGAGAUGUAUAGUUUGCUCAUAGACAAGUACAUCCAGGAAGAGAGUGAGAAAAUGCACCUGUUUCGGGCCGUGGAGACCAUUCCCGCGAUCCGUAAGAAGGCGGAGUGGGCGGCCAGGUGGAUCAACAACGAAAACUCCUUUGCUGAGAGGCUGGUGGCCUACACGGCAGUGGAAGGAAUUUUAUUUUCGGGUAGCUUCUGCGCCAUAUUUUGGCUGAAAAAACGCGGGCUCAUGCCCGGGCUAACCUUUUCCAACGAACUAAUCUCCAGGGACGAGGGUCUACACGCCGAGUUUGGAUGUUAUAUGUACAGACAGCUCAGGCAUCCCCUGCCGGAAUCCACAGUACACGACAUUAUAAGAAACGCAGUACAGGUUGAAAGGGCCUUCAUAUGCGAUUCCCUGCCCUGUGACCUGAUAGGGAUGAAUUCCCGCCUCAUGACCCAGUACAUUGAGUAUGUGUCCGAUCGCCUGCUUUCCAGCUUGGGUGUUUCCAAGAUUUUUAACGUCGCCAAUCCAUUCGACUGGAUGGAUCUAAUCUCCCUGCAGGGCAAGACGAAUUUCUUUGAAAAACGAGUGGGAGAGUACCAGAAGGCGGGAAUCAUGGCCAACCAGGAUGAGCAGACCUUCUCCACCAGUAACGAUUUCUAG
This is a messenger RNA of Babesia microti strain RI, 999 nucleotides long. Its product is annotated as ribonucleoside-diphosphate reductase subunit M2. The record is from RefSeq and is a predicted model, not a curated record. Gene Ontology annotation, biological process: deoxyribonucleotide biosynthetic process. Gene Ontology annotation, molecular function: oxidoreductase activity. Lineage: Eukaryota; Apicomplexa; Aconoidasida; Piroplasmida; Babesiidae. The transcript is spliced from 8 exons. Bases 1 to 999 code for a protein of 332 amino acids.